Prorocentrum cordatum is the source of this 933-nucleotide messenger RNA. Lineage: Eukaryota; Dinophyceae; Prorocentrales; Prorocentraceae. The record is from the annotation of a GenBank genome assembly.
GCUCUCCCCCAGCACGCCUUCAACGGAGCCAGCAAGGCGGCAGCGGAGGAAUGGUGUUCCCUCCUGGUCGGCGUCGAUCCGGCACCCAAGGCGCGCCACGACUUGUUUUGGUACUUGUCCGUGGGCCGCCUCCUCGCGGAGACUAUGGGAACCACAUCCCCGCUGGAUCUCGCAGAGCCGGUCAUGCGUGAUAUGAUCAUGACGGCCAUCAAGCCUGGCGAAAAGCCGUAUAGCGGCACCGAUGGGGAGAGCAGUGAUUUCCGGGGGUGGGCAGUGGCGCCAGCCCAGGUCGCCUUCGCGCUCCGCGUGCAGGAGAAAUGUGGCAAGAUGACGCCGCUUGCGCCGACCCCAGAGGCUACCCUCGCGUCCACGAUGAGGGACUACCUUGAAGCACAAGCGGCCUCGCAGAAACGUUCAGCGAAGGCCUUGUCCUUCAAAUUGGCGGACCGGGUCGCCGAGCUCGGCUUGCAGGGCUUUCCAGAAGACGGGCUCCCUUCGGAGGAGAACUUGGCUGUCUUCGAGUCCGCUGGCCGGGUGGCCAGAGAGAAAGGGCGUCUCUACGUCGGGAGCGCCGAGGGGGAGGACUUGCAAAAGCACUUCCGGCCCCCUUGGUCCAAGCUUCCCCGGGUCGACGUACCAGUGGGAGACGGCAGCGCCCCGGAGCGGCACCGCCAGAUGGCGGAGUUCAAGAAGGCCAAGGGGGCGAGCGAGCUGGACUACCCCUCGUACGCUUGCUUCCAGUCGCACCUCCUCGAUUGGGGCAUGAAGCUCGUGCUGAUGAAGGUCGUCGCACCCGUGGACGUCCUGGGCUACACCCUGUUGCUCAGCAAGCUCUCAGAGGUCAUGGCGAAAGCUUUGGAGAAGGGCGACGACCAGUGGAAGCGGUUCAUGCGCAAGCUUGACACCGACUUGGUCCGCGACGCCAAAGACAAG